Polypterus senegalus (gray bichir) is the source of this 531-nucleotide messenger RNA. RefSeq names its product gamma-crystallin S-1-like. The coding region runs from base 1 to 531 and encodes 176 amino acids. The transcript is spliced from 3 exons. Gene Ontology annotation, biological process: lens development in camera-type eye; visual perception. The record is from RefSeq and is a predicted model, not a curated record. Lineage: Eukaryota; Metazoa; Chordata; Cladistia; Polypteriformes; Polypteridae. Gene Ontology annotation, molecular function: structural constituent of eye lens.
AUGGGAAAGAUCAUCUUCUACGAAGAUAGGAACUUCCAGGGGCGCUGUUAUGAGUGCAGCAGUGACUGUGCCGAUAUGCACUCCUACUUCAGCCGUUGCAACUCCAUUCGAGUGGACAGCGGCUACUGGGUGGUCUAUGAAAAACCCAACUACAUGGGCUACCAGUAUUUUCUGCACAGAGGAGAAUAUUCUGACUUCCAGCACUGGAUGGGUUACAAUGAUUGCAUCAGAUCCUGCCGCAUGAUUUCACCAUACCGAGGCUCCUACAGGCUGAGAAUUUAUGAAAGACCUGAAUUUGGAGGCCAAAUGAUGGAGUUCAUGGAUGACUGCCCAAAUGUCUUUGAUCGUUUCCGCUUCAACGAUAUUUUCUCCUGCAAUGUCACGGAAGGUUAUUGGAUCUUCUAUGAACAUCCAAACUAUAGGGGCAGACAGUACUUCCUGAGGCCUGGCGAAUACAGAAGAUUCAGUGACUGGGGAGGUUACAACUCAAACAUUGGAUCUUUCCGCCGCAUGAGGGAGAAGUUACUGUAG